Nestor notabilis (Kea) is the source of this 921-nucleotide messenger RNA. RefSeq names its product transmembrane 6 superfamily member 1 (gene TM6SF1). The transcript is spliced from 4 exons. NCBI's taxonomy places the organism in Eukaryota, Metazoa, Chordata, Aves, Psittaciformes, Psittacidae. The record is from RefSeq and is a predicted model, not a curated record. The annotation marks the transcript as partial. Gene Ontology annotation, cellular component: lysosomal membrane.
GUGGUUCAGGAAGUCCAGAAGAAAGGACUUUUAAGACGACCAAUAGAUUUAAUGUUAGCUGCAUACCUCAUUCUAGCAACGGGGUUUUGCAUAUUUAGGGGCAUGAUUGCUCUGGAUUGCCCUGCUGACCUCUGCCGGCUAUACAUUCAACUUCACGAGCCCUAUAUAAAAGAUCCUGCCGCCUAUCCUAAGCUUCAGAUGCUGGCAUACAUGUUCUACUCUGUGCCAUACCAUGUGAUUGCUCUGUAUGGCCUGCUGGUGCCUGGUUGUUCCUGGAUGCCUGAUUUAACCCUUAUACAUGCUGGAGGACUAGCUCAGGCUCAAUUUUCCCAUAUUGGUGCUUCUCUUCAUGCUCGAACUCCUUACAUCUACAGAGUCCCUGAAGAAGCAAAACAGUUUUUCCUGAUACUGAACAUAAUGUAUGGGAUUCUUCCCCAGCUGUUGGCUUACAGAUGUGUCAACAAGCCAGAGUUUUUUAUGAAACCAAAACAAGAAGAAAAAACAGACUAGCACAACUGUUUUCAGCUCCUCGUUCUGGCUGCGUAUAUACCGGGGUUGGGAUGCAACCGAACUGCUCCACUGGAAGCGGAAUGAAGUGUGUGAGAUGUGUAAAUCUGCACAGUUGUGUAAAGUUGCACGGUCUGUUUUGUUUAUCCUACUCGAAAAGGGAAAUAAAGACAACUGCCUUCAGCACCACUUCUCAACAUCUUGACUUUGCGCUGCAGCAGAGCUGCUGGUUCCCAUGGCUAUUUUUGAGUAAGCUGCUUUGACAGUUUUAGAAAUACUGCACGAAGUUAAAUAAUAAUAAUGAUGUCAGUGUUUAGCCUCCACACCCUGAAGAGUAUCAGUGGCAGCAAUCCCUACGCAGAGCUACUGUAGAAUGGGAAGGUCGUUUUGAGGUGUGAAAAAUUAACAUACAUA